Messenger RNA from Mucor velutinosus, 1263 nucleotides. RefSeq names its product Triose-phosphate transporter family-domain-containing protein. Bases 1 to 1263 code for a protein of 420 amino acids. The record is from RefSeq and is a predicted model, not a curated record. Gene Ontology annotation, molecular function: RNA binding. The transcript has 6 exons. Gene Ontology annotation, biological process: mRNA splicing, via spliceosome. Gene Ontology annotation, cellular component: nucleus. NCBI's taxonomy places the organism in Eukaryota, Fungi, Mucoromycota, Mucoromycetes, Mucorales, Mucoraceae.
AUGUCCAGUUCAAGACGAACUUAUUCCUCGUCAUCCUCCUCGAGAGAUUCAUCCUCCAGAAGAAGAUCUCGCAGCCCAGCUCGCUCCAGACAAGAAUACAACGACCAAAGCAGAGAUAAAUACAGACACGAUGGUAGACAAAGUGGCAGCUACCACGAUAACCGUAGUAGACAUCAUGAUAGCAACAGCAAACAUCACAGCAGCAAUCGCGGCCAUGAUUAUGAAGACGGCCGCAACAGAAGAGACCGUCAUCAUCACAACGAGGAUUUUCGACAAGAAUCAAAGCUGGAACCCAACAUCAAUGUCGUUUUGAGAAAUUUGCCAGACAGAGCAAGAGAAGUCGAUAUUGAGCGAAAAUUGAAUUCGAUGGAAGCCAGCAUCGAUGAUGUUUCUCUCAUCAAAGAUCGUGAUUCUGGUGAAUCAAGAAAGUUUGCUUUCAUUCGGUUUACAAGCGUUGGCCAUGCUAUUCAAUUUGUGGAGAAACACCGCACUUUCGAUAUGGAUUCCUACAUUGUUCGCGUUGAUUACUGCAAAAAGACAAACGUUGCUGAUGACAAGGAGGAAUGGCGUUGCACCAAGUGUGGAAAUUUCAAUCCCUGUAGUCGACGCAAUUGCCUUGAAUGUCGACAGUCCUCUUCAGCCUCAGCUGCAGAAAAGAGAACAUACGAGACAGAGGCCAUUGAAAUCAAUGAUGGCACAAAGGAUAUAUCUUCAUCCCCUAGUAAAAUGCUGCUUCUACGUCAGUUGGACCAUCUAUCUACUGAAGAAUCGAUAUACAACGCUGUUCACUCUCUUCAAGGUGUAUAUAGAGCAAUUCUGAUCAGAGACAAACUGACAAAGAUGUCAUGCGAGUUUGCAUUUGUGGAAUUUUUAGACAUCGAGUCUGCUAGAUUAGCAUUGGAUUAUUGCAGAGAGCUCUUGACAAUCGAUGGACGUAGAGCAACCGCAUCUUUUGCAAACCAAGAGAGUUUUAUACCGGUUUAUGGUCAAUCAGAGUGGUUUAUUCCCGCAGAUACGAUGGAUGGUCUCUGGGCGUAUUGGGACAAAUCAGCUUAUGCCUCACAGUAUUCAUUUGCCAUUGUGGAGGAGAGAAAACGCAAAGAGGAGGAGCAGAAAAGAAUUAAGGAAGAAGAGUUGAAGAAGGCUCAACAGGUCAAAGAAAGUUUAGAGGAUGACCUGAGUGCGUUCUAUGCAGAUAUGGGUGAUUUUGGUGCUAGUGAUGAUAUGAAAUCAGACAUAUUUGCUGUUCCAAAGUUGAAAUAA